CAUUGCACCUAUAUAAAGCUGACUAAACUUAAUCUCGCUUCAUUCGACAAGCUAUUGUGAAUGAUACAUUACAAAUGAUGCCUUGUGGAGGAGCUGAUCAAGGGGCUGAUGAAAAAAGAAAAGAUCGGAAAAAGUCAUUAACAUCGAAGAUAAAGGAAAACAAAGUAUCUAUCAUCGUUGUACUAGCAGUAUUAUGUGCAGUGAUCAUUUUUAGUGUAGCAGUAACUCAGAAACAAAGUAAAGUACAAGUUCAGACACCAGCUUCUAAAUUUCACCAUGCCUUGUUUUACCUAAAAACAAAGGGUUACAAAGAGUUGGAGGAAAUAACUUAUUUGCAGUGGAUUAAAGAUGAGAACCAGCAAGAAGGCGACAUAGAAUUGAUCAAUGGAACCUAUAUUACUAUACCACAAGAUGGAGUUUAUGACAUAAAAUUUGUAGUACAACUUUAUUUUUCAGAAGAUACACCAGACUUUCAUUUAUUCCUAACUUUGUACACAAAGAAUGAAACAAAGAUUGAAUCUAAGAAAAAGACUUUAGAUUCCUCACAUAUAUCAAAACAUGAGAUAAUAGAAUUAUCAGUUAAAUACAAAUUGAAAGCUAAUGACAGAAUCUUUCUGAAGAUGAACAUGGUAAAAUUCAUCAGCCCUGACAAGCACACAAGCCACCUGUCUAUCACCGUUUUGAAAAUAAAUGAACCUCAAUAGAAUGUGAGUGACAGCACUCUCAUUUUAUUGAGGGUCAUUUAUUUUAAUCCAAUUACCAUGAAAUACCACUGUGCAGUAAAUAAUGACAACGCUCGUUCAGUGCGAGUAUCUUCAUGUUCAAGGUUUUAUUCAGACACACGACAAAUGAAUGUAUACAGUGAGUAUACAGGAUUCAAUAAAGAUUUCUGGGAAGAAGAAAGGUUUUGAACAACUUGCCAUGUUCCAUGAUAACUUUGAGUUAUAGAAAUAAAUAAAGUCACGAGAUUUGCUUCCCACAAUACUAUGAUGAGCUACUGGUGGGAAAUUAGAUAUCGAAUUCAUGUGGCUGGCUCCCUUGUGGUUGCAGUGGAUCUUGAAUGUAUAAUGGGGAUCUUUCCUAACAGCAGUGAUGUUUUUUUUUUGUUUUGUUUUUGUCAUCAAGUUUCUAAUACCUGAGGAAAUACCACAAUCAUCAUAUCAUUAAUGCAGAAACUUUGAGUUUUGUUUGUGAGUUUCUAUAACUAUACCAUGCAAUGUAUAUAUAAAUUAGUAUUGCAUGUUGCAUGUAAAUAUAUAUAUAUAUAUAUGUAUAUGUAUAUGUAUAUGUAUAUAUAUAUAUGUAUGUAUGUGUGGAAGCAC
Messenger RNA from Octopus sinensis (East Asian common octopus), 1322 nucleotides. RefSeq lists its product as uncharacterized. The record is from RefSeq and is a predicted model, not a curated record. The transcript has 5 exons. Lineage: Eukaryota; Metazoa; Mollusca; Cephalopoda; Octopoda; Octopodidae. Gene Ontology annotation, molecular function: protein binding. Bases 75 to 704 code for a protein of 209 amino acids.